This is a messenger RNA of Hippocampus zosterae (dwarf seahorse), 456 nucleotides long. It is a transcript of the gene snrpg, whose product is annotated as small nuclear ribonucleoprotein polypeptide G. The transcript is spliced from 4 exons. The coding region runs from base 111 to 341 and encodes 76 amino acids. Gene Ontology annotation, biological process: spliceosomal snRNP assembly; mRNA splicing, via spliceosome. NCBI's taxonomy places the organism in Eukaryota, Metazoa, Chordata, Actinopteri, Syngnathiformes, Syngnathidae. Gene Ontology annotation, cellular component: U5 snRNP; SMN-Sm protein complex; P granule. The record is from RefSeq and is a predicted model, not a curated record. Gene Ontology annotation, molecular function: RNA binding.
UACUUAGACGAGGAAAUAACAGAUUGUCUUCCGGUUGUAAGUGCACAUUUUGCCGGUCUAAAACGAAAAGGCCACGAUUCUUUGUCGACUGUUGAGACACGAAAGACAAAAUGAGCAAAGCACACCCUCCUGAGCUGAAAAAGUUCAUGGACAAGAAACUUUCACUUAAGUUAAAUGGAGGCAGACAUGUGCAAGGCAUCCUUCGGGGGUUUGACCCCUUUAUGAACCUGGUGGUGGAUGACUGUCUGGAAAUGGGACCGGGAGGACAACAGCAUACCAUUGGCAUGGUGGUCAUUCGAGGUAACAGCAUCAUCAUGUUGGAAGCCCUGGAGAGAGUAUGAGAUUGGCUGCAGGGCGCCCCUUUUUUUCUUUUUUACACGUUUAACUGAAGUCUUUGAAUUGUGUAAAAUGUCCAUCGUUUUAUGGUUUUGUGAAUAAAUAAUUUUCUUUGUUGUC